Saccharomyces paradoxus is the source of this 924-nucleotide messenger RNA. It is a transcript of the gene MRPS5, whose product is annotated as mitochondrial 37S ribosomal protein uS5m. Gene Ontology annotation, biological process: translation. Gene Ontology annotation, molecular function: structural constituent of ribosome; RNA binding. The coding region runs from base 1 to 924 and encodes 307 amino acids. The transcript has a single exon. Gene Ontology annotation, cellular component: ribosome. The record is from RefSeq and is a predicted model, not a curated record. Lineage: Eukaryota; Fungi; Ascomycota; Saccharomycetes; Saccharomycetales; Saccharomycetaceae.
AUGUUCAAAAGACAAUUCUCGACAAGCAUUCGUUAUCUACAACACUAUGAUGAGUCGCUAUUAUCGAGAUACUAUCCUGAAAGUCUGCUAAAGUCCAUAAAACUUGCUCAACAAACGAUACCACAAGAUACUAAGUUCAAAGUGUCUCGUAACGUGGAAUUUGCACCACCAUACUUGGACGACUUUACCAAGAUACAUCCCUUCUGGGAUUACAAACCGGGCAUGCCCCAUCUCCACGCUCAAGAAGAGGAUAAUAACUUCACCACCUUUAGAUGGGAUCAAGUACAGCAACCAUUACCGGGCGAAGGCAACAUUCUGCCUCCAGGAGUUAGUUUACCCAACGAUGGUGGUCGGAAAUCGAAAAGUGCUGACAUAGCUGCCGGGCUACACAAGCAAACAGGCGUGGAUCCGGAUUAUAUAACUAGAAAGUUAACUAUGAAACCGCUCGUGAUGAAAAGAGUGUCAAAUCAGACCGGUAAGGGUAAAAUAGCGUCUUUUUAUGCCCUGGUUGUAGUUGGUGACAAAAACGGUAUGGUAGGUCUAGGAGAGGGUAAAUCUCGUGAAGAAAUGUCCAAAGCUAUCUUCAAAGCCCAUUGGGAUGCAGUAAGGAACUUGAAGGAAAUACCAAGAUACGAAAACAGAACCAUUUAUGGUGAUAUAGAUUUUAGGUACCAUGGUGUGAAGCUACAUUUAAGAAGUGCAAAACCGGGGUUUGGGUUACGUGUAAAUCAUGUAAUUUUCGAGAUUUGUGAAUGUGCAGGUAUCAAAGAUUUAAGUGGGAAGGUAUACAAAUCCAGAAACGAUAUGAAUAUAGCCAAAGGUACCAUCGAGGCUUUCACGAAAGCUCAAAAGACAUUGGAUGAGGUUGCCCUGGGUAGAGGCAAAAAACUUGUCGAUGUCAGGAAAGUUUACUAUUCAAGCUGA